Exophiala oligosperma is the source of this 1867-nucleotide messenger RNA. RefSeq names its product phosphoglycerate kinase. The record is from RefSeq and is a predicted model, not a curated record. Gene Ontology annotation, biological process: glycolytic process; gluconeogenesis. Gene Ontology annotation, cellular component: cytosol. NCBI's taxonomy places the organism in Eukaryota, Fungi, Ascomycota, Eurotiomycetes, Chaetothyriales, Herpotrichiellaceae. Bases 369 to 1622 code for a protein of 417 amino acids. The transcript is spliced from 2 exons. Gene Ontology annotation, molecular function: ATP binding; ADP binding; phosphoglycerate kinase activity.
GAUCUUUUCAUGCUUCCUAGGUACCGUCCAGCUACUUCGGAAUACGGAAGAACUGCCUGUGUAACACAGCAGAAUACAAGCCCCGAACCUGACUGAUUCUGUUGAAUUCGGCCAGAGCAAGCCAAAAGCAAAAAGGCCCUUUGCAAGAAACGAGCUGCCUAUAACACAGCAGUAAAUACGUCAGUCUGAGAAGCAGCUGUCAACCCCCCACCAAAGCACCACCAAGAUCGCCCGCAUUGUUGUGCCCCUCCGGCGGUUUACGGAGUAUUUUAUUUUCUUCUGUGUUCCAAACAAGAGCUCAAUUGAGAUUCUUUCCAGUCGUCAUAACCUCUUAGUAUCUACACUGCCUUGGAAAUUACACGAGAAAGAUGUCUUUGUCAAACAAGCUGUCCAUCACGGACUGUGACCUCCAGGGCAAGCGAGUCUUGAUCCGAGUCGACUUCAAUGUCCCUCUCGACGCGGACAAGAAGGUUACAAACAACCAGAGAAUAGUCGGAGCUCUCCCUACCAUCAAAUAUGCUAUCGAGCAUGGCGCUAAAGCUGUCGUCCUCAUGUCCCACCUCGGUCGUCCUGAUGGCAAAAAGAACCCAAAGUACAGCCUCAAACCCGUCGUACCAGAACUUGAAAAGCUGCUAGGAAAGAGUGUCAUCUUCACCGAUGAUUGCGUCGGACCAGAGGUGGAAGAGACGGUCAACAAAGCCAGCGGCGGCCAGGUCAUUCUGCUCGAAAACCUCCGGUUCCAUGCCGAAGAGGAGGGCAGCAGCAAGGACGCAGAGGGCAAGAAGGUCAAAGCUGACAAGGCCGACGUCGAGAAGUUCCGCAAGGGCUUGACCGCUCUUGGGGACAUCUACGUCAACGACGCCUUCGGUACAGCUCAUCGUGCCCACAGUUCUAUGGUCGGUGUCAACCUACCUCAAAAGGCUGCUGGCUUCCUGAUGAAGAAGGAGCUCGACUACUUCGCCCAAGCCCUCGAGAACCCCAAGCGCCCAUUCCUUGCAAUUCUCGGUGGUGCCAAGGUCUCGGACAAGAUUCAGCUGAUCGACAACCUGCUGGACAAGGUCAAUAGCUUGAUCGUCUGUGGCGGCAUGGCAUUCACUUUCAAGAAAACCCUCGAAGGUGUCAAGAUUGGAAACAGCUUGUUCGACCAGGCCGGUAGCGAAAAAUGUGCCGAGCUCAUGGAAAAGGCAAAGAAGAACAACGUCAAGAUGAUCUUGCCUGUGGACUACAUCACUGCUGAUAAAUUUGACAAGGACGCCCAAACCGGUACCGCCACCGAUUCAGAUGGCGUUCCCGACGGCUGGAUGGGUCUUGACUGCGGCGAGGAGAGCAUUAAGCUAUACAAACAAGCCAUCGAUGACGCUCAGACAAUCCUCUGGAACGGCCCACCUGGUGUGUUCGAGUUUGAGAAGUUUGCCAAUGGCACCAAGAAGACCAUGGACGCCGCAGUGGCAGCUGCUCAGAGUGGGAAGAUUGUCAUCAUCGGCGGAGGUGACACGGCCACCGUCGCAGCCAAAUAUGGUGUCGAAGACAAAUUGAGCCACGUUUCUACCGGUGGUGGUGCCAGUCUGGAGCUUCUGGAAGGCAAAGCUCUCCCUGGUGUAGUCGCUUUGUCGAGCAAGUAGAUUGCGCUCAGUACAUGAUUACAUGUGUGUACCUGGGUGAACUCCAUGGAAAAGGCGUCUCACAAAACGAACCACACCUACGUUGAAAGCGAAAUGACAUAGCGUUGUGUGUAUGAUAUUUUUUCUUCACUUCUCGACAUGUGUCGAUAUCACAUAGAUGGACGUGAAACCAUUGCCUUCUAGCUCUUGUAAAACCCAGAACGCCAUGCAAUGAAAUGCUCUUGCCGCCUCGCAGUUUUUAUGAC